AUGCCUAGCCUGUUUUCCCGCCUCAAGGGCCGGGACGGCAAGGCCAAAAAUAAAAAGGCACUCGAAGAUGCUGCGAACCAGCAGCCGCAAAAACCGCGAUGGGACGACGCGUGGGCUCGCAAGACAAUCGAGCCUGAUGAGGUGCAGCAGUUGCUUCGGUUUUGCACAGAGGAAUUGAAGGCACGGGCGCUCGAUCUCCCUUUCCUACUGCUCCCUUUCCGCCCAACCUCCGACCCGAGCGCCGUCCGGACUUUUGUGCGACACUUUUUCGACGGAAAAGAUGGGGGUCAAUUGAUCCGCGGGGAGGCUCUAGCCCAGGAGCUGCGCAUGACCGAGCCAAUGGUUAUCGCUGGCGUGGUCAAGUGGUGCUGGAGCAGAUUGCCCGGUGGCGUUGUUGGCUGGGACUCGUAUGAGCUGUUCAAGGUCGGCGAGCAAGACUCGCACAUGGCCCGCGACUCCUUCAAGACCUUCAUUCCUCUCAGCGUCGACAGCGACUUCAAGUCGAGAAUUAUCUUUGAUUUCUUCGAUCUUCUCGCCGCGAUUGCGGCGCACAGCAAGACCAAUGGGUUCGGCGGCCGCAAGCUGUCACGCAUGGCCGCUUGGUGGGCGUUCGAGCACAACGACAACGGCAAUGGAUUCGAGGGCGGGUACAAGUCGUGGCUCAGGCAAGUCACGCCAACGCUGGGCGCGGCUGAUGCGACGAGCCAUUUGUUCUUCGCCUACCUCCGAUCGCUCGCGCCCGAGCCCGUCCGCGGUGGCAUCUCGCUGCUGCCCAUGUCGCUGCAGAAGCUCCUGCAGGAGACCGAAUACCCGCCCCAGCGCCCGGCGCUCAUGCAGAGCUCUACCAACAGGGUGGCCAUGAUCGUCGAUACCGUUUCGCCGACCCCCUUUGCCCUGCUACGGAGAGCCAACCACUUCCAAUACCGCGACGACGACCGGGCGCUUCAGGAGUGGUCCGAGUACGAGGACCCGAUCCAGGCGCUGACGGAGGAGUGCAGCCGUGUGCUCCGGGCCAUUGCCGCGGCCAACCAGUCACAGGCUGUGUCGAGCUCAAAACACUCGACCAGCCUGCGCGACGCGUCCUGGUCUCGGUUUGAGGAUAUCGGGUUUGCUAGUGCGCUGGAAGAGGACGAGUCGGAAGAUGACCCGGCGCAAGCCCUGCGCCGCGCGCAACAAGGGCUGAGGACUACGCCGGCGUCUGGCAAUGGCGAUCUGGGACGGCCGACGACCCCGUCGUGGGCGGACUUCCUCUCUUCGGGCUUUGUGGAUGAGCGUGGCGGGCCUAACAUGCUUCUCCCCCCUGACAAGGUGCUGCCGCCCAUUGACACCGGCAACAACCCCCGGCAACGGAGUUCCCAGUCGCACAAGCCGAGGCUGGAGACUGCGUAUCAGCUCGAGCCCGGUGAGCUGGCCAGCAUUGUUCGCUUCGAUCUCGAUGAUGCGUUUUGGUGGGUGUGGAUGAGCAGUCUGGCGCCUGAAGAGACGCCCGAGCGCAAAUCGGCCUUCGGGCGCUGUGCUGUGAUUGAGACGAUUAUCCGGGCCGGCCGGUGGUUGGUUAUGGAGGAGAUCGUCAAGGGUGCCGCUCCCGACCCGGAGGAGGGUGCAUACAUCGCGGAGAAGAAGGGCUUCUUCAGCUGGACGCGCCGCGGCAAGGGGCUGAACAGGAGGAAGUCGACCGGGAAAAACGCGCUGGACAAGAACGGAUCGCUCAAGGCGGGAUCCGCCAUUGGCCUCAGCAAGACGAGCAUCGGGCCGGACCAGCAGGCCCGGAUCCAGGCUGCGGCACUGCAGCUGCAGAAGCAGGAGCAGGAGAAGUCGUCGCCGGUUCAGGAACGGAGGGGACGGAAGGAUACUGACUGGCUGAACGAGAAGACCAACAGCGUGCUCACGCUUCAGCCCAGCAUCUUGAACGAGGCGUCGUCAGCUGCCAAGUGGGCUAGCAAGUACGACAAGGAUGCGAUUAAGAACGCGUACCUUGCCGAUGCGAACGCUGGCCGCGGCAUUAGCACGACCUCGCUCACCAACGGACAUGCCGCCCCGGCCGAUGAGCCGGAGCGCCGCCCGGAGCUCCCUCCCAAGGAGCCGUCUUCAUCUGCCCUGCCGCGCACCGAGACCCCGACACCGCAGACUCCGAUCCAAGAGAAGGAAGUUGAAACUCCCAAGGAUAUCCAGCCGGCGGAGCAAGUCAGCAGCAGCCUACCGCCGCCAGCCAAGGAGGUCGCAAGCCUCGAGCUGGCUCGCGAGCAGAUGGGUUCUCCCGAGCCUGGCUUGGGUAGUGAUGCGCAGAAGCAGAAGAAGCUCCACAAGGACAUGGCCAAGCCAGCGAUCGGUGGUGGUGGUUUCAAGAAGCUGUUCAGCCGCAAGAACAGGACCUCCAAGCUCCCGGACAAUGCUGCGGAGCAGGUCAAGUCGUUCCUUGCUGCUGAGGAGUCCUCCCCGGCGCCCGCUGCUGCUACUGCUGCUGCUCCGGCUGUGCCCCAGAAGGCUCCCGAGCCGGAGGUUCAGUCUCCGGUCAAGGAGCAGCCCGCUGCCGUACAGAAGCCGCAGGCUGUUCCGGCCCGCGUGCCUGUGCCUGCCCAGCAGGCCGUCUCCCCGGUUUCCCCGGUUUCCCCUCCCAAACCUGCCCAGCCAAUUUCGCCCGUGGCUGCUCCCACACAGGAGGACGCUUCGCGCUUCAACCAGGGCCCCCUUGUUGAGCAGCCCGCAUUCGUUCCCGAGGACGAUGCUGAGGACGAUGUGGACGACGCCGCUCCCCCUCCGAUUUCUCGUCACUCCCCGCACGUUCCCUCGCCUUCGGCCCAGGAACAGGAGCAGGAGACCCAGGCGGAAGAGAAGGAUAGUUCUGCGCCGCCGCCCGUUGCGCGGUCUGUCGACCCCCAGGACCGCUGGGCCCAGAUCCGCAAAAACGCGGCUGAGCGCGCUGCGUACCGCCAGGCCACGGCGCCCGCGAGGGCCUCGUCGAACUGGACGGAUGACAGCAGCGAAGAGACAAUCGAGUCUCGCGUAGCCCGCAUCAAGGCCAGAGUCGCGGAGCUGACCAACGUCGAGGGCAACGGUCCCAAUGCCCGUGGACCGCCCCCUCCUAUCCGCCGCUAG
Molecule: messenger RNA, 3096 nt
Organism: Dichotomopilus funicola
Lineage: Eukaryota; Fungi; Ascomycota; Sordariomycetes; Sordariales; Chaetomiaceae
Exons: 6
Coding region: 1-3096 (1031 amino acids)
Source: RefSeq, a predicted model, not a curated record